CAGUUCAAGCAAGCUUGCUUUUGUUUCUUUUCGACGAUGGGGGUGUUGUGGUGUUGAGUUCUUUAGCAAUGUUGACAUUCCGCCCAUUUCUUCUCGAGUUACCGGUAAAGAAGGUUACGCGACUGUAAUUACUCGAGAAUGACGCAAGGCAGUUAACGUCAUGGCUGAAGGUGGACAAGGGGCACCCCACCUGCCUCCUAGAGCAUUUACUGUGCAGCGUUGCACUGAAAAUGGCUUUCAUCUCGGAGGUACAAGAGCUGUCUUUUCUUCCACUAUGUUCACAACGGAGUCGCCGAGCACAAGUAGGCCUCCUGUACCCCCAAGGAGGACCAUUCUUCCUGUACAAUGCAACAGGGCAUGUGACCUCUCCGUGGUACCACCAACUCCAUCAUCAGCUUCGACGUGGACAAGCUCGGACCUGAUGUUGAUAGAUCAGCAGGUCACGCGACCAAGCGUACAAUCGAUUGAGGCUCUUUUCUUGGAAAACACAACUUGCAGGCAGCAGUCUUCCGCGGGCAGUACUACGGUCCAGCAGCUCCUGGGAUCCCGCUGGAGCAGCCAACAACAAUACUCCGCAUUUGAGCGCACAGAAAUGACACACAGUAACUCGGCACCAAAUUUCAGCGCAUUGAUCAGCGCGGGUCCUUCUCCGAGCCAUGGUGUCAACCUCAACUCAGCUGUGCCAUCGAAAGACGAGAUAGAGAAGAAGAUGUUUGGCUUCAUGCGGAAGAAGCAGGACAACAACCUCAUCGACCUGGCCUGCGAGACGGAAGUGGUGAGGGCUGCACAGAGGGAGAGUGCCCGCCUGUCCGGGAACACGCUCGACGACCUACUAGCCAUGUUUGAUCCCUUGCGUGAAGCUGAAGAGGAAGUGACUCUAAUCGUCGAACAGGAACCGCGGGUUCCGCAGUGCAACGCUGAACCAAAGGUGUCAUUAGUGCCAGACUCAGCAGCGCAGGUGCCUCCAAGUACUAGUAGUGGAAGAUGCUCUCCUGAGGGCAGAGAGAGUCCAGUCUCUCUAGAGAAGGUGCAACAGCAGAGACAUGCACAGCGCUUGAAUCAGUUAAAUGACCUCAAAGUGGUCCAUCAGGAAGUCGGCGCAAACGAUGACACUGACUCGUUUUGGACAAAAGUGAAACACUUGAGGUCUGAGUUCCUUCAUGAAGACCACCAUACAAACAUUGGGCUUGUAGUCAGCCCCACGAUAGAAAACAAAUGGGAGGAGCACAUCAGCAUCAAGCUCGACAUCAUGACGGAGUUUUCUGACAGGUCGUUCUGCUUCACCUGCUCAAUCAGCACCAGCAUUGAGCACAUCAUCAGCAACACCAUAUGUUCAUUCAAGGAUGACCUAGAAGACAUCCAGCUCGAAAACUAUGUGCUGAAAGUGCGUGGCCUAGCGGAAUAUUUCACUCCAGAUUCUUUCCUCAAGGAGUACGAAUACAUUCAUCAGUGCUACAAGUCUGUGCAGACGGUCUGCCUAACCCUGAUGGACGUACGUGACCUGAAACGGCCGUGGUCAAGAACUCUACAAGAUGACGGCGAAUUUCUAGAAGUGAAGACCAGUAGUCUUCUCAGCCCUUCUUUUGGCGGUGUUUCUUACGACUCUGUUUCGAUACUGAUAGAGACAUUUCAAAAGGAGGCAAAGAAACUGUUAUGUGCAGCUUCCUCAGGUUCUAACCAGCCUCGGGGUGUGAUCCAGGCAGUGAAGGCCAUCUGCGCGAUGCUGUCCAAAAUUGAAAUUCUCGAGAUAAUUCACGCUGUAGAAGGUGUUAAGCAGGUGUGCAGCCAAGCAGUCGAAGUGAGCAGUCUCGAUGGAGAUUUCUCAACGAAACAGGACAUGGAGGAAAUUCGUGCUCAAGUUAGACGCGGCUCGAUCUUGAACAGCGAACGCUUGGCCGAGGCAGUUUUGUGCGCUCUUCUUCAGCUCCAGUCUGCACUUCGCACCCUCAUCAGCAUUUACUGCCGCAGCUUCUGCGUCAACUUUGGCUUGCCGCUGCCUGAUGCGCAGGUGAAGAAGGAGUUGAGAUCGGUGACAACUUUCCAGGACACGUUUCUCUUCAGCGUCAGCACUGUUCACCAGUUAAAAUCCCAGUGGAUAGCCGAAUAUGACCACUUUCAAAUCUCUUGCGAAUUGCGAUACGGCGCGGAUGUCUUAUCCGUGGGCGAAACGCGGAACCUCAGCGCGAGCCACAACUUCUUCGACCUCAUUGUCUUUGAUGAGUGGGUCGAGAUGAAGGUGUUCAUGAAGCUUCUACCACGAGAGACCUCGUUGUAUAUUAUGCUGCAUGGGAUCGAAGUUAGUCAGGAUGGGAGGUCUUCGGACCCACCUAGGCCGGAAAGGACCUUACUGGCCUGGUGUGGCCUCCCGCUUUUCAACAGCCGUCGGCAGCUGGUGCAAGGUAGCAUGUUCCUCGGCCUUUGGUCCGCAGAAGUUGACCAGAAGUGCGGUCCGGCGCAGAGCAACGACGCGUUCUCCUGCCCCGUGUUGAGAGUGCAGUUUCCAGAGUUUGAUUGUAGCGUUGUCUUCCCGGAGGUGCGAAAGGACGACAUAGAGACGCGAAAGCCACGCCUUCCUUGCCUGGACAGCGUAGUGAUACAGGACAUCUUGGACGUGCUGGAAAAGGACCCCCUUUCUGUACCGACCGCGGAGGAGAGGAGAUACUUCUGGGACAACCGCCAUUACGUCGUCGAGGUUCCGCAACUUCUGCCGAAAGUAUUUCUGUCCGUACAGGCGUGGAGUUGGGGCCACCUCCCAGACAUCUACUUUCUGCUGACCCAGUGGAAGCCGGCAUCUCCGAUACACGCGUUGACGCUUCUUCUCCCGCUGUUUCCCGACACGGAAGUGAGGAAAGCCGCCGUCAAGUGGAUAAAGAACAUCGGCAGCGAUGAGCUGUGCGACCACCUGCCCCAGCUCGUGCAAGCCCUCCGGUUCGAAACCUGGGAGGAUUCUCCGGUUGCUUGGUUCCUGUUGGAACGUUCCCUCACCAGCGUUCGCGUGGCACACCAGAUGUAUUGGCUGCUAAAGCAGAACAUGGAGAACCCUCUGACAUUGAGAAGAAUGAAGCUAAUGGUUCGUAUGCUGCUAGUCAUAACGGGAAGAGCAUUUAGAGCGAUUGUGGAGAGACAGGAGGAACAUCUGAACCAGCUGUGUAUAAUUGCGGAAAACAUCAAGGACACUAGAGAUUCCUUACGGCUGGAGAAACUCUUGCAGGAGUUAGAAAUCGUGCACAGCAGCUUAGAAGAGAGCCUGACCUGUCUGCCACUGAAUCCGGCAAUGGAGGUAUGCGGCAUAGACGUGAAGUCAUGUUCGUACUUCACCUCGAACACGCUUCCUUUGAAAAUCGUCUACAGGAGCACGGAAGCGAACGCGAAAAUGCUCCAGACGAUUUACAAAGUUGGGGACGACCUCCGACAAGACAUGUUGACCCUGCAGAUGAUUCGCAUCAUGGAUAAGUUUUGGCUCAAGGAAGGCCUGGACCUUAAAAUUAUCACCUUCGCCUGCGUAGCUACAGGCAGCAGGAAAGGAAUGGUGGAGAUGGUAACGGAGGCCGAAACCUUGAGGAAGAUACAAACCGAGCACGGUCUCACUGGGUCCUUCAAGGAUCGCCCCAUAUCGGAGUGGCUCCAGAAGCACAACACCUCGGAGCUUGAGUAUCAGCAAGCGGUGGAAAACUUCACCCUCUCUUGCGCGGGCUACUGUGUUGCAACGUACGUCCUUGGCAUAUGUGACCGUCACAAUGACAACAUCAUGCUGAAGACGUCUGGACACAUGUUUCACAUCGACUUUGGAAAGUUCCUGGGCGACUCUCAGAUGUUUGUGAACAUUCGGAGGGACAGGGCUCCCUUUGUCCUGACACCGGACAUGGUUUAUGUCAUCAACGGCGGCGAGAAGCCGACCAAGAGGUUCCAGACCUUCAUUGACCUCUGCUGUCGUGCCUUCAAUAUAGUCAGGCAAAACAGCAACAUAUUUGUCACACUAUUCCAGCUGAUGGUUGCCUCUGGUAUACCUGGAGUGACGUCCGAUGCUGUCAACUUUAUCCAGAAAUCUCUCUUGUUGGGCAGCUCGGAGAUCGAGGCGACUGCUCACUUCACGCGGCUCAUCGAGGAGAGCCUCAGCUCGAGGUUCACUCAGUUCAACUUCUUCGUCCACAACAUCGCGCAGCUACGCUUCACGGGCGACCACAACGACGGGCUCCUCCUGUCCUUCGUUCCGCGAACGUUCACCCACGAAACCGACGGGAGGAUAAUUUCGCUCGGCGUCGUGGACUGUCAGAAGCGCUACGAACCCGAGAAGCACUACACCUACGUCAUCCGCGUGAUCCGAGAGUGCCAGACGCCUUCGAUGUCGGUGUUCCGGACCUUCGCGGAGUUCCUGGAGCUGUACCAGAAGCUGGUGCGGUUCUUUCCCCUCGCCAAGUUCUACCCGCUGUCUCGCGGAUCGAUCGUGGGUCGCAGCAACACUCGAGAGGUCGCUCUGAAGAGGAAGGUAGACGUCGAGCAUUUCCUUCGGUCCCUAAUGACGAUGGCGGAGGAAGUGUCUCACUGCAGCCUGGUCUACACCUUCUUCCAUCCCCUGCUCCGCGAUCAGGAAGGAAUGACUGCGGCGACGUGCAAAAGAAAAAGCGUUCCGCAGCAGCAAGCGCAGGACGUCGCCGUGCACCGCAACGGCCCCAGCCGCAUCAAGCUCUCGAUGCACUACAAGGGGGGCAACCUGCUGAUCAUGGUGAUGCACGCGGAGAACCUGUUCUGCGAGCGCAAGGAAGCCCCCGACGCCUACGUGAAGACUUACCUGCACAAGGACGUCGACAAGACCACGAAGAAGAAGACGAAAGUGGUGAGUCGGAACAGUCACCCGAGCUUCAUGGAACUGCUGGCGUACGAAUAUCCGCUGGAAGUGGUCCGCGAAAAGCUCCUGGAAGUUUCUGUCUGGGACUACGACAGAGUUCAGGAGAACGAGUUCCUGGGAGCUACGGCGAUCGACCUCUGGAAGAUGAACCUGACCAGGGAGAGCGUGAACUGGUAUGACUUGCACAAUCGUCGGUUUAAAGUGCAGUGAGUUUUCCUUCGUCUGGAUGAAACCCCCCUUUUUUUUUUCCUUUUUUUUUUUUUAAUCAUUGCACGAAAGUGUUGUUUGUACACAUGCUGCGUUUUAUACGAGGUUACGAUAUUUAUUCGUGGAUUUUGUUACGUUCGAGAAAAAAAAAUGCCACACGGUAGCUUUGGAGUGGCAAGAGAGAGAGCCCUCUAUUUUAGGCUGGAGCCUGCUUCUUACUCGAAAGUACACUAUUUAUACUUGCCAGGCAGAUAUAGUAUAUAUAUACUCAGUAGUGCUGUUAUGCUUUAGCUACUUUUUGUACAUUCUUUUUUUUUUAAGUAUUACCGCUACAUUCGUCAGCACCUCAAAUUCUUGUCUGAUCGUGUUACGAGUUUUAGCUUUUCUCCGCGUAUAUGCACGAGUCGCAACAUUAUGUAGUAGUGGUACUUGUAUUCCCAGAUUAUUUUUUUACACGCCUUCGAAUGUUUUUACAUGCUCCUGAAGCCACUGUGCUGUUCCGAGGAAGUCCUUGAAAAUUGUGCAUUACAUACUUUCUAAGUUUUAUUAGGAAGUUUUUGCGUAGCACACACUUUACCUGGUUUUUAGGGGCUAGAGGAUACAGCUGUGCACUCUUAAUCGUGAUGUUGUUAGGGCCACGCCCUAUUCAGUAAAAGUAGUCUUGUGAAAAUCAUCUAAGCAAACCUUUAUUACGUUAUGUCAAGAUGUACCAACCAUCUUCAUGUUUUUUUUUUUUUGUCUGCUGCGUGUUUUAGGUUUCCACGUGCAAUAGUGGGCCAAUAGUCAUGUUUACGCCCGAGGGGUGUUUUGCGCCCUUCCUUUUUCGCUCUGGUCACAUUCCUUCGAGAACAUGUAUUUCAUUACUCUGCUCUUACGGCUCUCACUUUUGCAUCUAAUUGCAUUGUACCUCUUCCAAUCCAACUGUAUUAUUCCACAAAACGACAGCUAUGUAUCAUACCUCAUGGCAGCCUGUUUUGAAAAUGCUACAUGAAGUGUUCAUUCAUUCAUUCACUCAACAGAUAGGUCUAGCAUGUCAUUCAUUUGCCAUGAAGCUCAACAUGUGCACGUGUUUAUUCGUGUGUUGUGGGUAUUCAUGUAAAAGUGCCUUGACAUUCUUUGCUGUGGGGCCAAUGUUCAGGCAUAGUGUAAAGUUCAAAAAAAAGCAUUGUCUCGUUGUGUCUACCAGUUGAAACGUUUUGUAAGUGAUACUAAAAAAAAAUAAAUUAAGUGAGUACAGUA
Molecule: messenger RNA, 6292 nt
Organism: Ornithodoros turicata
Lineage: Eukaryota; Metazoa; Arthropoda; Arachnida; Ixodida; Argasidae
Product: phosphatidylinositol 4-phosphate 3-kinase C2 domain-containing subunit alpha-like
Exons: 3
Coding region: 161-5056 (1631 amino acids)
Biological process (GO): phosphatidylinositol 3-kinase/protein kinase B signal transduction; phosphatidylinositol-mediated signaling; phosphatidylinositol-3-phosphate biosynthetic process
Cellular component (GO): plasma membrane; phosphatidylinositol 3-kinase complex; cytoplasm
Molecular function (GO): 1-phosphatidylinositol-3-kinase activity; 1-phosphatidylinositol-4-phosphate 3-kinase activity; phosphatidylinositol binding
Source: RefSeq, a predicted model, not a curated record